Molecule: messenger RNA, 1583 nt
Organism: Arachis stenosperma
Lineage: Eukaryota; Viridiplantae; Streptophyta; Magnoliopsida; Fabales; Fabaceae
Product: rhamnogalacturonan I rhamnosyltransferase 1-like
Exons: 8
Coding region: 1-1482 (493 amino acids)
Cellular component (GO): cytoplasm
Source: RefSeq, a predicted model, not a curated record
AUGUUGGCUUCUGAAAAAGUUGAGAAUUCAAAGAGGUUGACUAUAAGGCCUGGAAUCAAGGUGUGGCUUGCUAGAGCCAUUACAACUGCAAUAAUUUGGAGUAUUUUUGCUCAAAUGAUUGCUCUGAGGGAAUUGUUGGGGCCAAUUCUGUUAAUGGGCAUGCCUUAUUGUUUCAGUUCCCCUGUUGUGUUUCAAAUUGGUGAAAAGUCUUUGGUUCCAACCAAGGUUGUUCUGCCACCAAAAAGGAUUUACAAGAACAAUGGUUAUCUUAUGGUCUCAUGCAAUGGUGGACUCAACCAAAUGAGAGCAGCAAUAUGUGAUAUGGUUGCUAUUGCAAGACAAUUAAAUGUCACUCUCAUAGUUCCUGAGCUGGAUAAAACCUCUUUCUGGGCUGAUCCAAGUGACUUCCAAGACAUAUUUGAUGUGAAUCAUUUCAUUACAUCCUUGCGAGACGAGGUUCGGAUAUUAAAGCAACUACCAUCAAGGGUGAAGACAAGAGUUGAACAAGGACUGUCCUUCUCAAUGUCUCCUAUUAGCUGGUCUAACAUCACAUACUAUGAAAAUCAGAUCCUUCCUCUCUUGCUGAAACACAAGGUUGUGCACCUAAAUAGAACUGAUGCUCGGCUUGCGAAUAAUGGACUGCAUACCAACAUUCAGAAGCUGCGCUGCCAUGUUAAUUUCAAUGCUUUGAGGUUUACUUCCCAGAUAGAAGAGCUUGGUAGAAGGAUAGUGAGGAUUUUGAGAGAAAGAGGACCCUUCAUUGUACUUCACCUUAGAUAUGAGAUGGACAUGUUAGCCUUUUCUGGCUGUGCUCAUGGUUGUGACAUCAAGGAGGAGGAGGAACUUACAAGAAUGAGAUAUUCUUAUCCUAUGUGGAAGGAAAAGGUCAUUAAUUCUGAGCUUAAGAGGAAGGAAGGUUUAUGCCCUUUAACACCUGAGGAAAUUGCUCUAACAUUAACAGCACUAGGCAUAGAUCAUAAUGUUCAAAUUUAUAUUGCUGCUGGUGAAAUAUAUGGUGGAGAGAAAAGGAUGGCAAGUUUACUCAGAGAGUUUCCUAAUCUGGUAAGGAAGGAAACUCUGCUGCAACCUUCAGAUUUGAUGAAUUUCCAGAAUCACUCAUCACAAAUGGCUGCAUUGGAUUAUCUUGUGUCCCUGGAAAGUGAUAUAUUCAUUCCAACAUAUGAUGGCAACAUGGCCAAGGUUGUCGAAGGCCACCGCAGAUUUCUAGGAUUCAAAAAGACUAUACUACUGGAUAGAAGGCUUCUGGUAAACUUAAUAGAUCAGUACACUAAUGGUUUAUUGAGCUGGGAUGAGUUCUCCAUUGCUAUUAAGGAAGCUCAUGUCUAUAGGAUGGGAAGCCCAAAAAGAAGAAUUGCCAUUCCAGAAAGACCAAAAGAAGAAGACUACUUUUAUUCUAAUCCUCAUGAAUGUUUGCAAUUGAUAGAUGAAAGUCAUGAAACAUUGGAAAGCACAUUAUCUUGAUUAAGAAUAUAAUCAUAAGGCAAAGGCAAUUGUUAUUGAAGGAGCUAUGUCCCUCCCUACCUCUGCUUAAUUGCUUUUAGUUCAACACAAGAAUCAUUAAC